ACCGGAAAAUGAUCUCAUUUGCAUUUGGUUGUCUUCGAUUUUCCCGGAAUUUUUUCCCAGAUUCCCAACCUAACAUCCUCAUAUUACUAUUCUCAUCGCUGCUUUUUCCUUUUCACCACUGUACUAAUUGGUCUUCUUCUUCGUCUGGCCUCAUCCAAUUUUGUUGACGAAAGAGAUUUUAGGUUAUGCCAGCAGAGUCCAACUUUUGGUGAUCCAAGCGAUUGCAUUGAAUUGAAGUUACUAAAUAUUUCCCAAAGAGUGGAACACGGUGAGUUUUGGGUUCAUUAUGCUAUAUUGGUCUUAAUUCAGAGGUAUAAUGUUGAAUAAGCUAGAUAGUAGGAAGAGUUUUAGUGAUAAUCAUCCCGGGGAUUCAAGUAAUGGCCAGUUGUUGCGAGACAUUGAGGAAAUUAGCAAAGCCCUUUAUUUGCCAAAACCCUCUCCUAAUGAAGUUCGAUCCAAAUCAGCUGGAAGAAUCCGUUUGUCGGAAUCAAAAUCGGAUUUAAACCUGAAAAAUGUGUCUUAUAAGGACAAGAAAUCGUCGUCGUUAUGGAAUUGGAAGAAUCCUUUAAAAGCGCUUACUCACAUUGGCAACAAGAAGUUCUAUUGUUGUUUUUAUCUUCAUGUCCAUUCAAUUGAAGGGUUGCCCUCCAUUUUCGAAAAUCUUAGUCUGUGUGUGCAUUGGAAGAAGAAGAAUGAGGCGAUUCAGACUUCACCGUCAAGAGUUUCUCAGGGCGUGGCUGAAUUCGAUGAAACUUUGAUGCAUAGAUGUUCUGUGUAUGGUAGUAGUGGUGGGGCCAACCAUCCCAUGAAAUAUGAUUCCAAACUUUUACUCCUAUAUGCUUCUCUUGUUGAGAAUCCUAGUCUGGAUAUUGGAAAGCAAUGGGUUGACCUCACCAGCUUCUUACCGCGUACUAUGGAGGAGUUGGAAGGGGAGAAAAGUAGUGGUAAGUGGACAACCAGCUUUAAUCUUUCGGGGAAAGCUAAAGGUGCUAGUCUAAAUGUCAGUUUUGGAUUCUGGGUAAUGAGAGAUAAACUAGUUAAAUUGAGUAGUAAUUCGAAUUAUCCUGAACUUUUGAAUGUGUCGCGUAAUAGGUUGAGUACAAUAGAUGAUGGUGUUGACUUGGUUCCUAGCAAUUAUAACAGGACGCUUCCACGAGUUCGCAGCAUUACUAGUUCUGUCAGUUAUGAGCCUGACUUCUUGUGCCAGUCUCUGGAUAUGAAAGUUUGUCAUGAAGUAUUGCUCAGAACAGGAUUGGAGCUUUCAAAGUCUAUAAAUUGUUUAUAUCAGAAACUUGAUGAGGGGAACUUGUGCAUUUCAACUGAUUCAGCUUCUCAACAGCUGGAACAAUUCAAACCUAAGUUUGAUUAUGACUUUGUGUCUUCUGGAGAAAUGGAAGACAAUGACUGUGAAAUUACUGAAUUUAGCAUUACUGAAAUGGGGACUGAAAUGUCUGAAAAAGACGAGUCGACAUGGGAUCAAGGUGCUGAUCUGUUUAUUGAACCUAUAUUUGAGGCGACUGAGACAAUCAAUGUGAAUGAGAUCAUUAAGGGUAGUGACACAGAUCUUUAUUCUGAGGACAACAGCUGUAUGAGUUGUGUUGAAAAGAUUCUGGUGGAUGCUAGGAAAAAUGAAACACAAAGCAAUUGUACCAAUGAAUUGACCAAAGAAGAGCUGGAGUCAGCGCGCAUUAGUCAGUUGAUUGCGGAAUCAGCAAAUUUGGACCCAAUAGACUUUGGAGGGUACAUUGAGCAAGAAAGCCUCAUGGAAGCUAAAUCAAACAACAAAGCAAGUAGAUCAGUUAAACGAUCAUUUAGCUUGGAUGAUGUUGCUGAAUCUGUGGCAACUGAUUUUUUGAAUAUGCUAGGAGUUGAUGAUGAAUUAUAUACAGAAAAUUUUUAUAGUCAGCCAGAUUCCCCAAGAGAGCUUCUUUGGAGACAGUUUGAAAAAGAGGCUAUAGAUUCAGGCAACUUCAUUCUUGAUUUUGAUGCAAAGCAAGAGGAGUCAGAAUUUGGCUGCAGUAUUUCACCCAGGUUUAGCUGUCAGGAUUACUCCGAGGAAUCUGAAUUGUCUUUGAUAGUUCAAGAUGCCGAAGAGGAGCACAAGAGAAGUGAGUUAUUAAACAGAAGGAAGGCAAAAGUUCUUGAAGACAUAGAAACUGAAGUUUUGAUGCGAGAAUGGGGAAUAAAUGAGGAGGACUUUCAAAACUCUCCACAUAGUUAUUCCGGUGGAUUUGGUAGUCCAAUUGAGCUUCCUCCUCAAGAGCGACACCUACUACCUCCACUUGAAGAAGGCUUUGGUCCUUAUGUUCAGAUGAAAAAUGGAGGCUUUCUCUGCACUAUGAAUCCUUUGCUUUUCAGGAAAGCUAAAAAUGGUGGGAGCUUAAUUAUUCAAGUUUCCGAUUCAGUUGUCCUACCUUCAAAAAUUGGCCACGAUGUUAUGGAGAUUUUGCAACAUUUGGCUUUUAGUGGAGCCAAUAAGUUGUAUGCUCAAAUCAGUAAAUUAAUGCCUUUGGAGGAUAUUACUGGGAAGACAAUAAAGAAGGUAGCAUGGGAUACCCCUCCAAUCUCAAUGGCACUUCAAAGGAAAUUUCACUCGCAGCAUGAUCAUUUUGGAAGGAAGGGAGGUUAUGAAUAUCAAUCAGGUUUGCAACAUAAUGAUAUCAAAUCAGGCUUUACUGGUGGUGAGGUACAUUUGGAAUUUGCAUCUCUUGAAGAUGUUUCAUCGUUGGUUGUGAAUAAGAUUGAUACCCUCAUACUGGAAGGCUUAAAAGCUCAGUCUCACAUGUCAGAUGAGGAACCGCCUUCUUGUAUUUAUCCACAGAUUACUGGGGAGAUAUCGUCCUCUGGAGGUACGAACAGGUUUCUUAAUUCAGAUGUUGGAGCAUUAAAACUUUGGGAUGUAAGAGAUGAUGGUAACAACAUUAGUGACUUAGUUGACUUGUCUGUUAAAUUGGAUGAGUGGUUGAGGUUGGACGCUGGAAUCAUUGGUGAUGAAAUUGAGAAUGUUAACAAGGACAUAUUAAAAAUCCUUGCUGCCCAUCAUGCCGAGUGCAUAGAUUUAGAUAGUGGGAGUUUGAAACAAGACUUCAACUGGCACGAAGUAUCUGGGAGAAGGUGUGGAAUGUUGGGAAACAACAUCACAAUAGCUCAUUUGGUACAACUUAGGGAUCCCCUUAGGAACUAUGAGCCUGUGGGGGUCCCAAUGCUUCUUUUGAUUCAAGUGCGGAGGGAAGAACAAGUUCACCCAGUAGUAGAUGAGGUGUCAGGGAUAAAGAAAAAUCAGACAGUUAAAGACGGGGAAGACAGUCCCCGGUUUCAAAUCACUGGUACCCACCUUGCUGGUGUAGAUACUGUUCCCUUCAAUAAGCAACUCUGGGGCACCACAGCACAGCGGCAGUCUGGGUCCCGUUGGCUUCUUACUAGUGGUAUGGGAAGAAAUGGUGGAUAUAAAUCCAAGUCCAAGGCGAUCGUUAAAUCAUCCCCACUUGGGAUAUCAGCAAAUGUGCAGCCUAGGGAUAUCUUAUGGAGCAUCUCAUCAAAUGUUAAUGAGCUGGGAGCUACCUGGAAUAAUUCGGUAAGUCCACAAACCCGAAACCCAGAUGUUAUAUUUCAAACUGAAACUAUAUCAGACCAUAGGUAACUCCAAUUUAAUAUUUCUAUGAAUGGAGUCCUCUUCUGGUGUAUAGAAACUUGUUCAUGGAAUAAAAACAGAGAAUACCACUUAUUUUGACCUUUUCUCAACUUUAACCCAAGAUUCUUGAAGGUUUAAAGUAUGCCAAAACUGUGCAACCUUUUGUGGAUAAGAAUUUGUUGAAGAGAUAUGUUGUAGUUAUGAUUUCAAUUGAUUGAUAUGCCGAGCCAAUAAAAUGUAAUGGCUGAUUCUUUUUGCCUUUUAUUUUGUAAAACUGUUUGUUUUUUUUCAUCUUAGCCUUAAUGGUUAGUGGAAUUUGUUUGGCUUGUUCCUGUGAUUGUUAAAGAAAAGUAUUAAAGUACAAAUUUGGCUGCUUAA
This is a messenger RNA of Humulus lupulus (European hop), 4009 nucleotides long. Its product is annotated as protein PLASTID MOVEMENT IMPAIRED 1-RELATED 1-like. Lineage: Eukaryota; Viridiplantae; Streptophyta; Magnoliopsida; Rosales; Cannabaceae. The record is from RefSeq and is a predicted model, not a curated record. Bases 317 to 3640 code for a protein of 1107 amino acids. The transcript is spliced from 3 exons.